This is a messenger RNA of Phialemonium atrogriseum, 2539 nucleotides long. RefSeq lists its product as uncharacterized. The record is from RefSeq and is a predicted model, not a curated record. The coding region runs from base 95 to 2323 and encodes 742 amino acids. The transcript is spliced from 2 exons. Gene Ontology annotation, molecular function: lipid binding. NCBI's taxonomy places the organism in Eukaryota, Fungi, Ascomycota, Sordariomycetes, Cephalothecales, Cephalothecaceae.
UCCGCUUGGUACACUCCGGGUUAGGAACUGUUGCUCCUCAUCCUCGUCCUCAUCCUCAACAGUCCCCGGAUUUCCGGGUACACAAUCUCAAACAAUGCUGUCGUCGUGCUUUGGACUUUGCAAGCCCUCGUCCUCUGAGGACCGCGAACCCCUGCUCCCACGUUAUCAAGAUGACACAUCACUACAGAGAGAGCUUCAUCAGAAGCUUCAUACUUACCAGAUGCUUCGCGCCUUGUCGAAGGGGUAUAUGCCGUCGAAUGAGCAGGUCAUUAUCAAUCUUCGCACCAUCUUGGCAGCUGACCUUCUCAACCCGGACAAUGAAGGACUAAGUGACUCCGGCCAAGCCCUCGUACACUAUACGAAGCAAUGGCUGAAGCAAUUCAUCGAGAUGCUGCAGCAUAAGAACAGCGAAGAUCAAAUCCAAGACUUCAUAUGGAACUUGUCUAACGCCAGGGUGUCGAUCGAUAUGGCGGCCGUCGCCGAACGAACGUCGAGGGCAAAGGCAAAGGCAGACACUGCGACCACCUACAAGAGCUUGCAGACCGUGUGCUCCUUGCUACUGACCAAUUCGGAUUUCCGACUCUUCUUGUCUGACUUGAACACCGUUGGUCGAGAGGUGUUCAAGGACACAGCCUUCGCCUUGUCAGAAGCCUCCAAGGAUGCUGGCUUGAAGCUUGAGCCAUCAGAGGCGGAGCAGGAUGCUCUGAAGAAUCCCGGCGCAGAUGCAUCCCAAGAGCCCACUCAAGGAGACUUGCAUGCCCAGGCGGCCGAGGUAUCCAACGUCCUCACUGAGAGCGCCACGAAGGUUAUGCAAGGGGUAGAUGAUAGCGUAGCCGGCAAGGUCCGGGGGCCUGAGAAGGACACAAUGUUGGCCCGGCUGAAACAGGCAGUUCAGAAACUCCGAAAGAGGCCGGACUACACGGAUUCUGUAUCAACGCUAUCCCUCCUGCUCAAGCGUUAUGCCAUGGUGUAUUCGCAUGCCGUCCAGGAUGCAGUCCAGGCCACCGAGGAAAAUGUCGAAAGGAAUGAGGAGACAGAUCGCGCUGUGAGCAAUUUCUGGAGGUUCAUCAAAUCUUUUGGCGACAGCGAGGAAUGGGACGAGCUCGAACGGAGGUUCAACAAGGUUAUGACUUAUGGUCAAGGCAAUCCCCAGUUUGAUGAUUUUAUAAGGCAAAUGGGGAAUGCCCUCCAAGACAUGCUCACGGACCCGUCCUUCUUCGACAACGCCGAGCAGCGAUUCCAAAGACUUCGCGCCGAGUCUCGCGAGCUCGCCUCCGAAUCCUCCCUGAGAGCGGACAUUGAUGGGUUACUUGGGAAGCUUCAGUCAACCUUCCAUUCCGUGCUCCGGGACCAGGAUGUGGCAAGGCUGUUGGAUACGUCAACUCGCAUAGCCAAGAUCCUCUCACCAGCACAUGAGUACACCAAUGGAGAGUUGAUCACGGACUCCAUGCAUGUCUUCGUACCACUGGUCGUCCAAGCCAUCCAAUACGUCCCUAUUCCCCGUCUAGAAGUCUCGACACCUCAAAUCGACCUCCUGCUGGAAAAUCUCAUUCUCGAACCUGGUGUGACCAUAAACCACUCGUCGUUUCUGCCAUACAAGCUGCGGAUCGAGACUUACAAUGACCUGGAGAUACGGAAGGGGCGAUUCCGGACCACCUCAGCUGUGAAGUCUCUCGUCCGAAUCAAGAUCGACGGCAUCUCGAUACGGGCCGAGGAGGUUGGAUUCUGGCUUCGACUGCACACGGGCAUAUUCCGUCUUGUCGAAGAGGGCAUAGCCUCGUUCCAACUCGAUGAGCGGGGCAUUGACGUCCAUCUCGACGUCGAAGUCGGCAAAGACAGGCUUGAGAAGAUAUUGUCUCUGCGGGCGGUGCGUGUGCAUAUCCACAAGCUCGACUACAAGCUGCGCAAGAGCAGAUUUUCCUUCCUCUCAUGGAUCUUCAAGCCCGUCUUGAGCCUCAUCAUCCGCAGGACCAUGGAAGUUCAAAUCGGAUCGGCGAUAGCGGACGCCCUGCACUUCGCCAACCGAGAACUCGUGUUUGCAAGGGAGCGGCUGCGGGCAACCCGCAUUGCGGAUCCGGACGAGCUGGGGACGUUUAUCAGGGCCGUUGCCGCCCGGCUCUCACUGCCUGAAGAUCCGGAUGUCCGCACGCGCGUUGGCGUUGUGCAGCCGGGGGAGGGCGUCUUCAAAGGGAAAUACGCGCCCGGGAGUGUUGUUAAGUUAUGGAACGAGGAAGCUGGGGAGGCGCCACAGCGCAUCCGAGAACAGGAGAGAGAUGGCUGGCGAAACGACAUAUUUGAUGUACACACGAACGGUGUAGCGUAGAUCUGAGGAUGGUUCCCUAUGGGGUUUUACAUAUCUGACAUAUUAUGGCGGCGAGGAGGCUCGCAUCUGAUGAAGGCAGAGAGGAGGGCAAGUUUGUGAUGGAUGCAUGCAUGCUAUGUAGGUAGGGAGGUACUCGAUACUUGAGAUAUGCAUCAUUCCGAGUUCUAGGCACACGAGAAAAGUAAAAAGGUGGGGACUGACAUUCGCUGCGACAUU